GCUACAGCGCAUGCUCAUGCGCCCCCCUAAAAUACUAUUUGCGGGCGCUGCGCCAUUUCUUUUUCGUUUGUUCGUCGACGUGGAAACCUCGUCGCCAUGACGUCAAAAGUAUCCCGUGACACGUUCUACGAGUGCGUUAACGCCGUUUUGGAUCACUCGAAAGAAAAGAAGAGGAACUUUUUGGAGACCGUGGAAAUCCAAAUCGGUCUGAAGAAUUAUGAUCCCCAGAAGGACAAGCGUUUCAGCGGCACCGUCAAACUAAAGCACAUUCCAAGGCCAAAGAUGCAAGUAUGUGUGCUUGGUGACCAACAGCAUUGUGAUGAAGCCAAAGCCAACAAUGUUCCCUUCAUGGAUGUUGAAGCCCUGAAAAAAUUGAACAAGAACAAGAAACUUGUCAAGAAAUUGGCUAAGAAGUAUGAUGCUUUCCUUGCCUCUGAGGCUCUCAUCAAACAGAUCCCAAGAUUGUUGGGUCCCGGUCUCAACAAGGCUGGCAAGUUCCCUGGUCUUUUGACCCAUCAGGAAUCUAUGACUCAGAAGAUUGAUGAAGUUAAGGCCACCAUCAAGUUCCAGAUGAAGAAGGUAUUGUGCCUUUCUGUGGCUGUUGGUCACGUGGACAUGAGCGUGGAUGAGCUUGUACAAAACGUGCAUCUCGCCAUCAACUUCUUGGUGUCUCUGUUGAAGAAGCACUGGCAAAACGUUAGGUCCCUGCAUGUGAAAUCAUCUAUGGGACCACCACAAAGAUUGUAUUAAUUUACAUUUUAUACUAUAACUUACGUACAUUAUCUGUAUGUAUGUAAAUAGACGUUUAAAUACAAA
Aethina tumida (small hive beetle) is the source of this 816-nucleotide messenger RNA. RefSeq names its product 60S ribosomal protein L10a (gene RpL10Ab). The record is from RefSeq and is a predicted model, not a curated record. Gene Ontology annotation, biological process: translation. Gene Ontology annotation, molecular function: RNA binding; structural constituent of ribosome. The transcript is spliced from 4 exons. Gene Ontology annotation, cellular component: large ribosomal subunit. The coding region runs from base 97 to 750 and encodes 217 amino acids. NCBI's taxonomy places the organism in Eukaryota, Metazoa, Arthropoda, Insecta, Coleoptera, Nitidulidae.